Molecule: messenger RNA, 2399 nt
Organism: Coregonus clupeaformis (lake whitefish)
Lineage: Eukaryota; Metazoa; Chordata; Actinopteri; Salmoniformes; Salmonidae
Product: lysosome-associated membrane glycoprotein 5-like
Exons: 6
Coding region: 541-1374 (277 amino acids)
Cellular component (GO): membrane
Source: RefSeq, a predicted model, not a curated record
CUCACACACACCUCAGCUGCAAUCACAGAGAUGGAAACAGCAGCAAUCCGGGACUGACUAGCUGUGGUUGCUGCUGCGAAGCUUUUUGAAGGAAACGAACUUCGGUAGAGAAACUGAACUUCCUCCCCUGGUGAAUCGCCUGAGUCACGCAGAGCGUCGUUUCCGGCUCCCUGACUGUCUUAGUAUGUGCAGGGGAAACUCUGCCUCUCCGCAGGUGACGCUCACCAAAAGCUCUCUCAUUGUCUGAAUUUAGAGAGAGGAGAGAGUAUUGAGCUGUACAAUGCGUUCAGACAGCGUUAACAAAACAACCGUGGCAUUUUAAUACGCAGCAAACCAGAUGCUCUCUCACAUUCACCUGGAGAUUUGCUGCAUUUGCGAUGAUAUAAGCGUGACUACCAGACACUGAGCAGCGGUAUCCCUCCUCUCUCUCUUUCUUUCUUUCUCUCUCCCGCUCUCUCUUUUUUAUUUCUCUCUCUCUCUCUUUCUCUCUCGGCGUGUUCACUACAAGUCUACCAGCCAGGUAGCCAUUUCAGCAGUACAAUGGAGCGGCUCAGAUUCAGCACCUUGGACAGCGCUGGAGUUAUACUGUGUUUGUUCGGGAUCCUGGUCCGGUUUACUGUCACGGCCGAGCAGGAGGGAGAGAACCUCUCCGGUCUGUCCACCAACCCGGACAAAGACAUCUUCGUGGUCCGAGAAAACGGGACCACCUGCCUCAUGGUCGAGUUCGCUGUCCGCUUCACGGUCCCCUUCGAUGUCCUCGCGCUCAACGGGAUAGAUCUGAUCACGGAGAAUGCGUAUCUGUCUCUGCCUCGCGGGGCAGACAUAGAGGGGAAAUGCGGGAGCCAGGACUCCCAUAUACACAUCUCGUGGAAUGAUAACGCCUACACACUCCGCAUCUACUUCGUCAAGGAAACCAGUGGCAAGGGAGAUGAUGUGUGGAAGAUUAACAAGGUUCAGUUCGUCUAUGACACCUCGGAGAAAACGCAUUUCCUCAACACAUACAACCCUGGGAAGCACACAGCCAGCUCCCACCAUUUGUCAGCGUUAGAGACCCCUGCUGGCCGGUCAUAUGUCUGCGAGGCUAAGCAGACACUCACCCUCAUCUCCAGUGACCACCAGAAGGGAGUGACUGUUGCCAUAAGUGACGUCCAGAUCCAGCCCUUCGACAUCAACUCAGACUUCAUAUUCAGUGAAGCCUAUAAGUGCAUCACGGACCAGAGAGAACAGCUGGAGGAGACUCUUCCUCUGAUCCUGGGCUUCAUCCUGGGCCUCAUCAUCGUCAUCACACUGUCCGUCUACCAUUUCCACCUCAAACUGACCGCUGCCACCCAGUCUCAGCUGCCCUGCGACCGAUCCAUGUACAAGAACAUGUAAGGAACAGGACAUUAAAAUAGCCACUAUACCACAAAUCUCCAUUGUCAAGAGGAAUAUGUAAGGAAUCAGAUAUUAUCACCACAAUAGCACAACUCCAUGUUCAAGGUAAUAGAACAUUGAAACAAGCACAACAUGAUGUUCAAGACAUUACAACCACUAUACUGUAAAAACAAGACAACAUAACCACUCACCAUUCAAGGAUUGGACAUUAGAACAAUGAUCAUUGACUACAAUUAUAACCACAACGCUCCUGCCUCUCCAAAGUCAAACCAACGUGACUUCCCCUGCUCUGAACUUCACCAUACAUUGGAGAGUAGGUCGGAACUUAAAGGAGGCCUAACUUGCGAUAUGGCUAACUUGAGAUACGCUUUUGCGUAAAACCAUGCAUUGAAGCCAAUUGGAGACUUGCGCAACAUUCGAUUUAUGAACAGAGAUGUUUCAGUUAACAUUCCACCCAUCGGUGUUCUGUUGUUUAUAUAUGUCCAGAAAUCCUGGUUAUGUCAAGAAGUCUGCGCUUUGUCAUUCCCCAUCACUUGUCUCGCUCUGUCUUUUCUGUAAACGCGCCGCAAAAGAAACCUCGCAAGUGGCAGGUCCAGAGUUGAUGUUCGGCUGAAGUUUUUUACUUUCCCAAAUCCAGUUUUUCCUUUUCGUUUUUUAAAUGCAAUCAUAGUUGUGAAAGUGGAGAGUGUUGUGGUGUUUCAACGACCUUCAGAAAUCAUGAAAAAUUAAUAAUUGCAGGCAGUGUAUUUACUUUGGUUUGAUGGAUCCUUUUCCAGAUCCCAUUUUAUGGAAUUAUAUCAAGAAAAAAUAUGAAAUAUGUAAAUAAAACAAAUAAAACUUGUUCUCUAAAAAACGUGCAAAGAAAAUAUUUAAUAAUUUAUCUCAUAUCAGAAUGUCAUAAGAAGAAGUGUAUCAUUGUGAAAGAAAUGUGCAAAGAUAUUUAAGAUUUAAAAAUAAUAAAUGUAAAAUAUUUUCAGAAAGAACUAUGCUGAUGCAAACUUUAAUGUUCACUGAAAUAAAUUUCA